Messenger RNA from Chenopodium quinoa (quinoa), 1371 nucleotides. RefSeq names its product zinc finger MYM-type protein 1-like. The record is from RefSeq and is a predicted model, not a curated record. NCBI's taxonomy places the organism in Eukaryota, Viridiplantae, Streptophyta, Magnoliopsida, Caryophyllales, Amaranthaceae. The coding region runs from base 1 to 1371 and encodes 456 amino acids. The transcript is spliced from 4 exons.
AUGAUUUGGGAUUCCAGCAUAGUUGCAAGGCCUCUGUCUAAAAAGAAGCAAGUCUCAAAAGGUGACAAAGGCUUAUCCACUUCUAAACGAAACACAGGAAACUGUCAUAAUCCUCCCCAAUCUCAAGCAAAUCAACCUGAUUUUUCUCAACCAAUUGAUAAUUCUCCAUCUCAAGAAACUGAAAAUAGCCCUCAAAAUUUAGGAGGUGAAGCAGAAAUAGGAGCUAGUUCAAAUCCUAGGACUGAAGCUCCAAACGAUGAAGAAAGAUUAAAUGUGGUUGAUGUUGUAAAUCUUUCUCAUGACCCGGGACUAAGAAAAAAGAUAUAUGAGUUUCAUCUAGAUGACAGGGAUCUUAAUGAAAAUUCACCAGGUGGAGAUGCUUUUGUAAGUGGUGGAUUUAGAGCUUGGAAUAAAACAAAUGCAUAUGAUAAGCAUUUUGGAGGAAAUAUGAGUGCCCACAAUCAAGCUAUGGGGAAUUUAAAUGUUUUUAAAAAUCAGAAGGGUUCCAUUGCAUGUGGUUUAUCUAAGAAAACUGAGGAUACUAUGAGGUUACCGCAACGUGGUCAUGAUGAAAGUGAGUCUUCGUCGAAUCGAGGUAAUUUUCUAGAACUUCUGAAAUUUCUUGCAACUGAAAAUUUUGAUGUUCGGCAAGUAGUUCUUGAAAAUGCUCCGAGUAACUCUCAAAUGACAUCUCCUACUAAUAAAAAAGACGUCAUUAAUGUUUGUGCAAUAGAAUUAACCAAAGCAAUAAUUGAUGAAUUGGGAAGUGAUUUAUUUGCUAUUCUUGCUGAUGAGUGUGUUGAUAUAUCUGAUAAAGAACAAAUGGCUCUUUGUUUGCGAUACAUAAAUAAAAGAGGAGAGGUGACUGAACGCUUUCUUAGUAUUAUCCAUGUUGUUGAUACCAAAUCUCUGACCCUAAAAGCUGCAAUUGAAUCCUUACUUAUGGAGCAUUCUCUCACUUUUUCUAAAGUUCGUGGUCAAAGUUAUGAUGGUGCCAGAAAUAUGCAAGGUGAAAUUAACGGCCUUAAAACUUUGAUUAAAAGUGAAUCCGAAUCUGCAUAUUUUGUUCAUUAUUUUUCCCAUCAACUCCAAUUGACUCUUGUUGUCGUAGCUAAGAAAAAUGCUGAUUGUGGGUGGCUAUUUGUUGAUGUGCUUGCACCAUUAUUGAAUUUUGUGGGUGGUUCACCUAAGAGAAAAGAGUUUCUUCGACAAAAACAGGAUGAACAUGUUGCGGAGGCACUAACUUUGGGUGAACUUGAAUUGGGAACUGGUUUAAAUCAGGAGCGUAGCUUGAGUAGACCCAACGAUACUCGUUGGGGUUCUCACUUUAGAACCAUUUUGAAUGUGCUUAAUUUGUAUCAUGAUUCUUGA